AUGCAAGCAAUUUCAAGCAAAAAGGUAGGGUAUCCUCCACUCUCUCUUCAUUCGAUCGAUACCAAUAUAAGGCUACCACAAAAACUCUUCAACUUAUUCGCACGUGCAACCUGGAAUGCGUUAAAAGGCUCCUCUUUUGAUAAUCAAGGUGCAACAAUUGCCCGCGAAGAUAUUCAUCGUGCGUAUGCGCUAGCCUGUCACUAUCAAAAAGGGUCAACUGGCGACAAAUCGAACCGUCAAGCUGCUAAACCCGCUAUACCUGCCAAAUAUAUGCACCAGGAUGUCACUUCAAGCCCAGCCACCGCUGGAGAGACUGCGUCGGAAGCCUUGUUGAAACUGCUAAUGGACGCGAGGGCAGUAGACUGCGAUAUUGAUCUUAGUGACAGCUAUUCCAAACACGAAGAUAUGGCUGAUCAUGAUGAAGUCAUCCAAGGCAAAACCAGAAAGUUGUUGGCGAAGAACACGGCCAAGCCACUUCUUCGAGGCAAAACGUCACCAGUUAUACGCAGCUGCAUCCUUGAAAACAUCAUAUCCUUAGCCUCUGUUUCCAGCGAGGAAUUAAAGGAAAUAACAGGUAACAUGAGCUCAGCGAUGUUUGCAGCGAGUGCAGCACAUGAAGAUAUGGCGGAAACAUCGUCGGUUGGGGAAGGGGCAACACUUCUAAUUAAGCAAAUAGAAGAAUCGACAGCCCAGAAUCAAGACCUGCACCUCAGACGGCGAUAUAUCACUGCAGCACAGGAUCCUCAAUUGGACCCUAAGAACCCCAAAGUCGGCGAUCACCUCACGCUCCGCGCCUGGCAGGUUGAAAGAGUAUCUUGGAUGCUCCAUCAAGAGGCAUCUAACAUCAAGUGUGGUAUUUUAAACGACUCGUGCGGUUUUGGAAAGAUUAUCCAGGCCCUUUCUUUAGUUUACUUUUCCGCACUGCGACAAAACGAGAAUCACCGUCCGACUAUCAUCAUUGCCAAUUUGUCUCGUCUCAACGUUUGGAUUGUAGAGUUCAAAAAGCAUUUCGAUGGCCUACUGCAACUCUACAUAUUCCAUGGCUCUGAGACUCGCAGCACUACAAAUACGUUCAAAAAGACCCAUACCAUCGCGGACAUUGACUCCGUCCUGGCACAACAUCCUCGCACGGACCCGUCUUUAUCCCGAGUUGUGGUUCUUACAACUUGGGAUAUGGACCAUUUGACCAUUUGA
Messenger RNA from Nannizzia gypsea CBS 118893, 1194 nucleotides. RefSeq lists its product as hypothetical. The transcript has 7 exons. Gene Ontology annotation, molecular function: ATP-dependent chromatin remodeler activity; ATP binding. Bases 1 to 1194 code for a protein of 397 amino acids. Lineage: Eukaryota; Fungi; Ascomycota; Eurotiomycetes; Onygenales; Arthrodermataceae. The record is from RefSeq and is a predicted model, not a curated record.